Molecule: messenger RNA, 1201 nt
Organism: Daldinia decipiens
Lineage: Eukaryota; Fungi; Ascomycota; Sordariomycetes; Xylariales; Hypoxylaceae
Exons: 6
Coding region: 243-1094 (283 amino acids)
Molecular function (GO): oxidoreductase activity
Source: RefSeq, a predicted model, not a curated record
UUACCUAACAUGGCUGACUAAUCUAACACGAGAUUAAUAUUUCUUAAGGUAAUAAGACAGAGCGGAAUACGCACGACAAUCCUUCGAGGCUGUGAUCGACUGGGAUUCCAAUGAGUACCUUAGGUACCUACCUAAGGUGAUAAUGAGGCUCUGCUUCAAGUAGCUUCAAAUUCUAUCUAGUAUCUGAGUGUUAGUUUUCUUCUAGUUAUAACCCCCUUUUUCUUUGAACGUCUCACUCUAACAUGCAGACUACUAUUGAUUUUAUCGCUGAUAUUCCUCUAUACAGUGAAGAGAAACCUUUCUUUCUUCAUCCUUCGGCGACUUCUAAAGUCGGUGUUGACGCCAUUAAUACAACCAAUGUCGAAUGGGAGAAUAAACCAGUAACCGUGCGUAGUAUGCGCAAUGAUAACGAUAUCAGUUUGGAGAGAAACGGAUUCUGCUACGUCGAGCAUGAGUCUAAAUAUGUCCCAAGUCUUGGAGUAGACACUGAGCUGAUGAAAAAGUACCGUGCUGAGAACGAGGAGUUGCUACGGUCUUUCUUCAAAGCAGAUUUUGUUCAUUGCUAUGAUUACAAAAUGCGUAAAAAUGCUCCGAUGGCUCUCGAAAACUAUGACCCAAGUGAUCCACUUCUAGUAGAGCAGGUUGCCGUGGGCGCACAUGACAUAUCUCUGGAUACUGUACCGCGGCUCCUGAAGAAUGUUCUCAACGAGGAGCAGCUCCAAACUUUCUUCCAGCCCGGCUACCGUUUUAGGCUAAUCAAUACGUGGCGUCCUAUUCUACCCCAGUGCGAAGAUCGCCCUCUUGCAUUGUGUGACUACAGCUCAAUCGACGUAAAUGACCUCGUUGCCACGGACAGAGUGUACCCAGAUUGGACUCAAGAGAUAUACUAUUUGAAAUAUAACAAAGAUCAGCAAUGGUAUUGGUUACCUAACCAAAGGUCUAACGAGCCCUUUCUAUUCCUCACCUACGACAGCCAUUCAGGUUCAAAUGCCAGAUACUGUCCACAUGUAUCCGUAGAAAACUCGAUGGCAAUACCCCAAGCACCGCCGCGUGAGAGCGUUGAGACACGGACUUUAGUCAUUACGAAACUAUGAACACGGUCUAAAUACCCCCGUGUAUAGCAGCGAUACGUGAAUCAAGUCUAUAGGAAAUUAGAAGCGUAGAUUCUCAAAAGAAACUUUAAUUCAAUGAUAUAACCAUA